CGAGGCUUCACUGGGACAGAGUUUUCCAGUGUCGAAGCUCUAUAAUAAGCCGCCUGAUUCUACUUCAUCACUCGCAUCCUUCGUUCCCUCUCUCGAUCCCAAUCUCCUCCAAGGGUUUUUCUAUUGCUGAAUUUUCCCUCCACAGCCCUAACUGACACAAACAACCUCAGUAACCCACAAACGCCCUCCGAGCCCGUACUAGUUGAUCUAUCUUUUAUUUUUCUCUUUUAAUUCCCGUGUUUGAUUUUGUCUGAGCAACGGUCAAAUUGUUUUGUAAAUUUUGUUACUGUUUUGUGGAAAGCUAUCCAUUAUUUCUCCCGAUUCAAACACUUGCUUUCGUUCUUUGGAAGAUUUUGAUUCAAUUUCUUAUAGAGCUCUAGGGUUUUGACCGUUUGUGUUGCCGGGAAAGGCUGUAGUGAACGGGAUAAGAGUCCAGAAGAAAAAAUUUAUGCCUGUUGAUGUGCGGUGAGGUAAUUUCAUUGGAGAAUUUUAGCGGCUGUUGAAGAAUCAUGGGGUGAACGAUGGAGGGGCUGUGAAAAACCCUAAAUUUAUUUCGAGUUUUGAAUAUGAGCAAUGGGGAUGAGGAGAUUUCACGAGAAGCGCCUGUUGAGUUUCAAAGAAGUGGAGCCGAUGAGUUUGGGCGCGCAGUAUCCAAGGUUGCAGUGGCGCAGAUAUGUCAGAGCGUUGGGUUUCAGGGGUUCAAGGAGUCUGCACUGGACGCGCUUGCCGAUAUCACAAUCCGGUACCUCCGUGACCAAGGCAAAGCUGCGAGGUUCAAUGCGAAUUUAGCUGGUAGAACGGAGUGCAAUCUUUUUGAUGUUAUUCAGGGUCUGGAGGAUUUGAAAUUUACUCAAGGUUUUCCUGCUGGAUCUUCUGGGGGCAGUUGUCUUGUGAGUUCUGGAAUCAUGAAGGAAGUAACUGAGUUUGUGUGGUCAUCUGAUGAAAUUCCUUAUGCACAGCCACUGCCGCGGUUUCCAACAAUUAGGAGUAGGAGAUUGAUACCUAGUUUUGUACAAAUGAGUGAAACACCCCCUGGUAAGCAUAUCCCGACAUGGUUGCCAGCAUUUCCUGAUCCUCACACGUAUGUACACACGCCUAUGUGGAAUGAGAGGGCAACGGAUCCUCGUGCUGAUAAGAUUGAGCAAGCAAGGCAGCGGAGAAAGGCAGAGAGAGCCUUGCUGAGUUUGCAGCAGAGACUGGUCAGCAGUAAUGAUGUUGUGGGGACUUCGGUCUCAGAGGAUAGCGAAAAUGACGGAAAGGAAUCAGGUACAGUGGAGAGUAGUUCAUCGUUUGUUAAUUUUUUGGAGAAAGAUGAUUUUGCUCCAGCUAACAAUGCGAAUGGAGCAGUGGGGCAAAGUCAUCUUUCUGUGUUAGAGGCAUUUGCGCCGGCCAUCGAGGCUGUGAAAGAUGGGAUUAAUGACGAGGGAGAUGUUGAGAAAAAGUUACUUUCUGAAAGACGACCCAGUGUGAAUUUUAAGGUCAAGACCAGCAAGAAAAUUUUUGGCGAGCCCUUCAGUUUGUAUCAUCAAAAGAAGGGUGGAGGUAGAAUGGUGACAAGGUUAGGGCGGGAUGAGGAGAGAGAUGAAAAAAAGAGAAGAGCUGAGCAUAUACUCAGACAAUCUAUGGAAAACCCACAGGAACUCACUCAGUUGUGAAUCAGUUUGUUGUUUGGCUGGCUUGGUGGACAUGUUUUUCUGUUUGGCUUGAAGGCAGUAGUGGCUCUGGCUGUUACUUUACUGAGGAUAUAUCGUUUGUCUUGCAUGGGCAUUUUGAGAGCCUGGUGCGAGACCACCAUGUAGGCCCAAUCUAACAUGUGUUCAAGGUAUGCAAAUCAUUGGUUUUACAACACUUUCCUAGCCUCGAACCAGUCUUUGUAAUUGUAAUUUUUCAUCACUGUUUUUCAUGUUGUAUUGCUAAACUAACUAAUGAUAUCCAAUAGACAAUUCUUCCUUUCUUGAUAUCAUUAACCAUGUAGCUUAACAAUCAUUUAGAGUUGCAGAGCACCAUGUUCCUAAUGCAAACAGAUUAUAUUUUGCGUACAGCGAAAAAGUUGCUCAAUGUAAACUAAUCAAAGAGUGCUCAAUUAAUUUAUUAAUGCUUGUUUUCA
Tripterygium wilfordii is the source of this 2107-nucleotide messenger RNA. RefSeq names its product transcription initiation factor TFIID subunit 8. The record is from RefSeq and is a predicted model, not a curated record. NCBI's taxonomy places the organism in Eukaryota, Viridiplantae, Streptophyta, Magnoliopsida, Celastrales, Celastraceae. The transcript has a single exon. Gene Ontology annotation, molecular function: protein heterodimerization activity. The coding region runs from base 567 to 1655 and encodes 362 amino acids. Gene Ontology annotation, cellular component: transcription factor TFIID complex.